This is a messenger RNA of Hypoxylon fragiforme, 2972 nucleotides long. RefSeq names its product Dynamin central region-domain-containing protein. Gene Ontology annotation, cellular component: cytoplasm; peroxisome; microtubule. Gene Ontology annotation, biological process: mitochondrial fission; peroxisome fission. Lineage: Eukaryota; Fungi; Ascomycota; Sordariomycetes; Xylariales; Hypoxylaceae. The record is from RefSeq and is a predicted model, not a curated record. The coding region runs from base 195 to 2606 and encodes 803 amino acids. Gene Ontology annotation, molecular function: microtubule binding; GTP binding; GTPase activity. The transcript has 4 exons.
AUUCUUGUUGACUGCAGACACAAAAUUUAUCAGUCUCUAAAGAAGUUGAUUGCUGGCGAACAAGAUUGCAAACGAAUAUUGAAAAACAGAAAAGAAAAAAAGCCCCCCCGGAAAAGGAAGAAAAAGGAGGGGAAAAGAGGAACGAGGCCACUAUCUACCGUCGAGAAGCUAAGUGAAAGCUAUUCGUCCCCAUCAUGGCGGCCCUAGGAGACGACCUGUUGCGGAUUGUGAAUCAGCUUCAGGAUUUGGUUUUCAAUACUAUUGGCACAGACUCCCUCGACUUGCCUCAAAUCGUCGUGGUCGGCUCCCAAUCUGCUGGCAAGUCUUCAGUACUCGAGAAUAUCGUCGGCCGUGAUUUCUUGCCUCGAGGGAGCGGCAUUGUCACCCGUCGUCCCCUCAUUUUACAACUAAUCAACGUUGAAGAGGACCCAGCCGAACCUGAUCUACAAGCCGCUUAUAGAAAUCCUACUCAGGCUCGCCGUUCCGAAUGGGCAGAGUUUCAUCAUAUACCUGGUCGAAAAUUUACUGAUUUUGCAGACGUCAAGCGCGAGAUAGAGAGUGAAACCUCUCGUGUCGCUGGAAACAAUAAAGGCAUCAACAGACAGCCCAUCAACUUGAAAAUUUACUCUCCCCAUGUUCUCAACCUCACAUUAGUUGAUCUGCCCGGGCUAACUAAGGUUCCCAUUGGCGAUCAACCAGCCGAUAUUGAGAAGCAGACUCGGACACUCAUUUCAGAAUAUAUUGCUAAACCUAACAGCAUUAUUCUUGCCGUCUCUCCUGCAAAUGUCGAUAUCGUGAACUCGGAGGCCCUCAAACUUGCGAGGCAUGUUGAUCCUUUGGGCCGACGGACAAUCGGAGUCCUCACCAAGGUAGACUUGAUGGACCAUGGUACCAACGCCAUGGAUAUUCUUUCGGGGCGUGUCUACCCGUUAAAGUUAGGCUUUAUCGGUGUCGUCAAUCGGUCUCAGCAGGAUAUCCAGGGCAACCGGCCAAUGGAAGAUGCUCUCAAAGCAGAAACUGAAUUUUUCAAACACCACCCUGCCUAUCGAAAUAUCGCGAUGCGUUGCGGAACGCAAUACCUAGCUAAGACCCUGAAUCAAACUCUUAUGUCGCAUAUUAGGGAGCGUCUGCCUGACAUAAAGGCGCGCCUCAACACAUUGAUGGGUCAGACGCAGCAAGAGCUUGCGAGCUACGGCGAUAUGCACUUUAGUGGGAAAGAACAUCGUGGAUCCAUGAUUCUCCAGCUUAUGACUCGCUUCGCCACUUCCUUUGUCUCAUCUAUCGAUGGUACCUCUACCGAGAUAUCAACGAAAGAGUUAUCCGGAGGCGCAAGGAUCUAUUAUAUCUUUAACUCGGUAUUCGGCAGUGCGUUGGAGUCAAUCGAUCCUACUUCCAACCUUUCUGCCCUUGAUAUUAGAACCGCCAUUCGCAACUCCACUGGUCCUCGCCCAAGUCUUUUUGUGCCCGAAAUGGCAUUUGACUUGCUUGUGAAGCCACAGAUAAAGCUUCUAGAGCUUCCUAGUCAACGAUGCGUCGAGUUGGUGUACGAAGAGCUGAUUAAAAUAUGUCACACCUGCGGCUCGGCGGAGCUUUCUCGAUAUCCGAGACUUCAGGCCAAGCUCAUAGAAGUCGUAUCUGACCUUCUGAGAGAACGGCUUGGGCCGGCGUCAUCUUACGUCGAGUCUCUAAUUGCUAUCCAGCGGGCAUACAUCAACACAAACCAUCCCAAUUUCUUAGGGGCCGCGGCUGCAAUGAGUCAUGUAGUCACUAAUAAGCAGGAACGCGAAAGAAAGAAGUUCAUUCAAGAAGAACGGGAACGACGGGAAAAGAAGCGACUCAAGGAAUUGGGUACGAACGGGACGGAGACACCGGAGGACGAGGAAGACGGCAGCCACGACAAGGGCGAGGUCAUUCAAUCGCGGAAGCAGGGUUCCAAGGGACCCCGGAGUAUGUCGCCUAACCUCCUCGAGAAUGGAACUCCAAGCAUCGCCUCUGCCAUGACCAUGAACGGCGGGCGUUCCAACUCUCCUAGUCGGUUUAAUCCUCAAGCUAUUGGAAGUGCCCGGGAUUCAUUUUUAACUUACUUUUUUGGCAAAGAUGGACCGCAACAGUCUUCAGGGGCUGGUGCACCCUCUUCACUUCCGCGUCACGUCAGUCAGGGUGUAGAACCUACUUUUAGUCAAAGUAUUCGGCGGAGCGAAGACAAGUUGACUCAUCGACCUGCUAUCUCAUCAUCAUUGGUUCGUGAGGAUGAAAGCUCGAAAGCUGCUGGGUAUGGAUUUGGGCCGCAAACGGGUGAUAAUGUGGAGCCAGCCUUAAGUGACCGUGAGGCUAUGGAGACGGAGCUUAUCCGAGCACUCAUAUCCUCAUAUUUCAACAUAGUCCGCGAGUCUAUUGCCGACCAGGUCCCCAAAGCCGUCAUGCAUCUACUCGUCAACCACUGCAAAGAUGUGGUACAGAAUAGGCUGGUUAGCGAGCUCUACAAGGAAAUGUUGUUUGAAGAGCUCCUAUACGAAGACGAUGGCGUCAAAAAGGAGCGCGAGAAGUGUGAAAAGCUACUACAAACAUACCGGGAAGCGGCCAAAAUCAUCGGCGAAGUGUUAUAAUAAGAGCCCACGACUUACUGAAACCCGGGGCCUACUUAGACGGGGAAUGGACGGCUUUCUACGUAGAAAAUGCGAUAUCUGACUUGUCAUCUGUACGAUUAAACGAGGAUAACAUGUCAUGGAUUGGCUUCACGUGGUUCUUGAGGGCUGCUGGUUACUUAUUCGUUCGGGCGCGGCCACUUGCUUGAUUUGAAGGACCGGGCCGGUACACUCAAAAGCGCAUCUUGUAUAUACAGCGUAAACCAUCUUACCUAUGCUAACCACUCCUCUUGUCUGGUCUGUUUUCUAGUCCCAUUUCAAUCAUACAUUCAGUGGUUGCCGCCCAUUGCAUACUUGUAUGUCUAUCUAGUACCUAGAUCGGCAUCA